Molecule: messenger RNA, 3008 nt
Organism: Mytilus californianus (California mussel)
Lineage: Eukaryota; Metazoa; Mollusca; Bivalvia; Mytilida; Mytilidae
Exons: 8
Coding region: 202-2880 (892 amino acids)
Biological process (GO): signal transduction
Molecular function (GO): protein binding
Source: RefSeq, a predicted model, not a curated record
CUGUUAGAAGAACUUAGAGGUCUUGGCCUUGAAAAUGUUAAUGAUUUGCAAGAGCUAUUGCACGAAAGUUCCCAGAAAUGCUUUUGGAGCAGAGUAUCUUUGGUAGGUCCAUAUUCUGUCGGAAAAAGUUGUUUAGCAAAAAUUCUUGUUGGUGAAACCAUACCAAUAAUAAGGCAGUCUACUGAUGGUAUAUGGAUAUAUAUGGGAAGAGCGGGGAUGAACGUGGACAAAAUGGAAUGGAUAUUCUUUGCAAAAGGUAAUGCUAUAACAGAGGUAUUGACAAAUAUGCUGAUAUCUAUUUCAACGUCUAAAACUAAGACAUCCCCAAUACCAGAUACUAUUCAUGGCCCGAUAUAUUCAACCAAGAAUAAUGAUGACACAAUCAAUACAAAUAUGUCCAUAACAGAUGGCCAGUCUACUGAGGUUGUGGAUACUUUAUUUGCGAAAACAAUAAACAUAAGCAAACCUUCACAGAAUAAGGAUGAUCAACAACCACUAGCAGAUGGAUUGUCCAGCACAAAAUCGAAUAAAGGGAAUACUUUGCCAGCUGAUCACUUCCAUGGUGUCACAUAUAAUUUAGAUAGUGAUUGGAUGAGAGAACAAAUAACAUGCGACAUGUCUCAUGACAAAAUACACCAGUUGCUUAUUAAAGCAGUGAAGGAAGGUAAAUACAAGCAGCGGAUAGUACCUAUAGAUAUCUGGGACUUUGGAGGCCAGAAGGAUUAUUACAUGACUCACCAGCUGUUCAUAACCAGCAGGGGCAUCUUUGUUUUGAUGUUUAAUGGGUCAAUUGAUCUACACAAACUCAUGCCUGACCUUAACUUUCUGCCAGGGCACUUUGGGAAACCAACGGUAGCAGUUUAUUUGGUACACUGGGUCAACUCAAUUUUGACAUACUGCAAGAGGACAGAUAACGGUUUUCCAAGGAUUAUCGUUGUAGCCACGCAUAAAGAUGAGAAAUGGUUCAAGAUUACACGAGAAGCUAGACGAAAGCACCUCGAACACGAACUGCAACAAUUGUUUCAAUCGCAUGCUGGUUCGAAACAUUUAGAAUUUAAACCGUUGAUAUUUGUUGAUGCAACAAAUCCAGAAGAUCAGGAAAUUGCGAAUCUCAAAAUAAAGCUCAUGGAAAGGGCAACUGAAAAUCCCAGAUGGGGAGAACUUAUGCCAACAUUAUGGAUUCCUUUGGAAUUGCAGUUGGCUCAGAAAUCUGCGGAAGGAGCAAAUAUUAUCUCCCGCAUUGAACUUUCGGCAUUGAAUACCAAAAAUGAGUCAUUGAUCUUAACAGAGAGACAGAUAGAAACAUUUCUGAAGGUGCAACAUUCGCUUGGGAAACUGGUGUACUUUGAUGUAGAAAACCUCCGUGAUCUUAUCAUUAUAUCACCUGCAUACCUUGUUGAGGUCCUAAGAUCCAUAGUAACUGAGAAACAGUUCUGGCCUCAAGGGGAGAGGUUUUCUCUAAUUCUUAGGAACCUACAGGAAUCUGGGAUGAUUGAAAGGAAUGAUAUCUACUUUCUUUGGAGGCAAAAGAAAUUCAAGCACAUUUUACAAUACAAGGAAUUUAUUCUUCGGAUGCUAGUACAUCUUGAUAUUAUGAUUGCUCCUAGAUCCAGUUUUGAAGAUGCAAGCUGUUCACUACAAGGUGUUUCUCGCUUCCUCGUCCCUUGUAUGAUUACCAAAGGAAACGAUACACUGUUCCUAGAAAAAUUUUGGAGAUCGAAUAAUUCAAUCAUACUGGCUUACACAUUUUCUGAAGAGGUGAUUCCACCAGCUAUGUCAUAUCGUUUUCUGAGUUCGCUAAUAGCAUCAUGGGAUAUAAAACAAUAUAAAGAAAGAAACACAGAGAAAAGAAUGUUGUUCAGUGAUCUGGCUGUUGUUCAGAUUGAUAGCCUUCAUGACUUAGCAGUCCAAGUAAAAACAAACAGGUUGAUUGUGUCGCUUAUCCAUGCGAAGGCAAAAGAAGAAAUUAUUCCAACUCUUGCAUCUUCUCUCCAGGAGUGUCUGACUUCAGCGAUCGUUAGAAUCACGGAAUUUUAUUCAACUUUGGCUUCAGACGUAAAAUCAGCAGACGUCAAUUCAGUCAUACCGUUCAAAAUUGAAUUUGGUGUAUUCUGCAAUUCAGAUAUAUGCUUCUUUAGCCACAAUGAAAUGCCUUUAUCAACUGAUGACCCAGUAUGGAUUUGUAAAAAACAUAAACAACGGCAUGCAACCAAAGGCCUAACUGCCUGGUUCUCAGAAAAGGAACCAAAUGAGGUGUGUACCAGCUCUUGCAAGGGGCUCGGAAGAUUAGUAGGAGAGAAGUGUCCUUUACCGCAGCAUAUAAGAAGGAUAGCAGCACUACUCUCUCCUGAUGAGUGUUGUGAAAUUGCAAUAUUGCUCGGGUUCCAGUUACAUGAAUGGAAGGAUUUAGAAUAUCAAUUCCUGCAUCAGUCUUCAAAUGACAUUAAAUUUAUGGCAUUGUGGUCUUGCACGAUAAAGAAUGGAGAUUUCAGUUUUGACAAUCUGAGAGAUGUACUGGAAAACAAAGGAAUAAGUUCACAUUUACUUUGUCAGGUGUUUAGAGAUGUCACGAUAGAUGCACUUGAUUUGGCAGAAGACACCUUAAAAAAGAUUCCGUCAGUCAAUGCCCUCCACGAUUUGUCAAACCACAUUGGGAACAGCACCAUGCAACUUGCCAUUGAGUUAGAGGUGGAUUUAUCUUAUAUACAACAGAUUCAACAUGAUUAUAAAAACAAACUUCUGGAACAGACGAGAAGAGUUUUACUUAAAUGGAGGCAAAACACGAAACGUUCUAAGCCAACAGUUCUUGGACUACUUAAAGCUCUUUACAGGGUCGGGAAAUUUGGUCCAACAUACCAAAUUAUAAAAAAUCAUCUUUGACUUGAAUAGAAAUAUUCUUUGAUUUUUUAAAAUAUCUACAUUUAUUCGUGUUAUUUCUUUAGAUUCAUGUUAAUCAUUUUGAUAUCAUAAAUAUUGAGAUAAGAAAAUAAAGAAGAAACAAAUCUUCA